This is a messenger RNA of Penicillium pulvis, 552 nucleotides long. RefSeq names its product ADP-ribosylation factor family protein. The coding region runs from base 1 to 552 and encodes 183 amino acids. Gene Ontology annotation, biological process: vesicle-mediated transport; intracellular protein transport. Gene Ontology annotation, cellular component: Golgi apparatus; cytoplasm. NCBI's taxonomy places the organism in Eukaryota, Fungi, Ascomycota, Eurotiomycetes, Eurotiales, Aspergillaceae. The transcript has 5 exons. Gene Ontology annotation, molecular function: GTPase activity; GTP binding. The record is from RefSeq and is a predicted model, not a curated record.
AUGGGAGGCACAUUAUCUCGUCUAGCAUCUCUUAUUUGGGCCAAAAAGGAGAUCCGAAUCCUCAUCCUUGGUCUCGAUAAUGCCGGCAAGACCACUCUUCUCUACAGACUUAAGAUCGGUGAAGUCGUCACCACCAUUCCUACCAUCGGCUUUAACGUCGAGUCCGUGACAUAUAAAAAUCUAAACUUCAAUGUUUGGGAUCUCGGUGGCCAAACAUCCAUUCGUCCAUACUGGCGGUGUUACUACGCCAACACAGCAGCUGUCAUUUUUGUCAUCGAUUCCACAGAUAUCGAGCGUCUGGGAACCGCAGCAGAUGAGUUGGCAGCUAUGUUGAACGAAGAGGAACUUCGUGACGCAUCUCUGCUAGUGUUUGCCAACAAGCAGGAUCAACCCGGUGCUAAGGGUGCCGGUGAGAUCUCAGAGGCCUUGAAAUUGGGGGAAUUGCGUGAUCGGAACUGGAGCAUUGUCGCCUGCUCUGCCAUUGAUGGCAAGGGUAUUGACGAGGGCAUGGACUGGCUGGUGCAAACUAUCCAGGCCGAGCAACAGUCAUGA